GAUUGGAUUGAAUUUGGGAUCCAAAUUGAAGAAGAAAAUGGCACUCUGUCCCUUGUCUUUUCUCUCCAACCUCUCCGUUGUCUUUUCUGACUCUCUCUUUCUAUCUCCUCUUCAAAUUCCACAAACAUAGCAAAACGUCAAACGAGGAAUCUCUCUCUCUAACAGGAAAGAACAUUAUUUUGAAGGGCACUUUGAAGCUUCUUGUUGGAAAACUUAACAAACGAAAAAGCCGGAAGAGAAGCGAACAGAACAAAAUCGUGCGGCGAUAUGAGGGCGUCGUUGGCCUUGUUCCUUGCGUCGCUCUUGUUGCUGUUAACGCUCUCCCAUGGCUUAUUGCCAUCUCGAAUACUUCAGCGGAUGACCAGCAGUAGCAAUUACUUGACCAAUGAUCAACUCUGGUUCAAUCAGACUCUCGAUCACUUCUCCCCAUAUGAUCAUCGUCAAUUUGGGCAGCGGUACUAUGAAUAUCUGGACGACUUUCGGUUGCCUGAUGGACCCAUUUUCCUGAAAAUCUGUGGUGAAUCUGCGUGUAAUGGGAUAUCAAAUGACUAUAUCAGCGUUUUGGCAAAGAAGUUUGGAGCUGCUGUGGUUUCUCUUGAGCAUCGCUACUAUGGGAAGAGUUCCCCCUUUAAAUCAAUGACUACGGAGAAUCUGAAAUACCUUUCAUCAAAGCAGGCACUUUUUGACUUGGCUGUCUUCCAACAAUAUUACCAGGAAUCUUUAAACGCGAAGCUCAACAGGUCAAAUGUUGAAAGUCCUUGGUUUGUUUUUGGCGUUUCAUAUCCUGGAGCUCUUAGUGCAUGGUUCCGUCUGAAGUUUCCUCACCUAACAUGUGGAAGUCUUGCAAGUUCUGCAGUUGUUCUAGCUGUUUACAACUUCACUGAAUUUGACCAGCAGAUUGGUGAGUCUGCAGGUCCAGAAUGUAAAGCUGUGUUACAAGAAGUUAAUCAACUUGUUGAACAAAGGCUUUCAUCAAAUGCAAAAGAACUGAAGACACUUUUUGAUGCAGAUGAGUUAAAGAUUGAUGGUGAUUUUCUGUAUUUUCUAGCGGAUGCUGCAGCUAUAGCGUUUCAAUACGGAAAUCCUGAUAAACUAUGUUCCCCUCUUAUUGAUGCCAAGAAGGCUGGGGAGGAUUUGUUGAAUGCAUAUGCCACGUAUGUAAAGGAGUAUUACGUUGGGAGUUUUGGUGCCAGUGUUCAAGCAUAUAACCAGCAACAUCUGAAAAACACUGCUCUCACUGGUGACACUGCUGAUCGGUUGUGGUGGUUCCAAGUUUGUACUGAGGUUGCAUAUUUUCAGGUGGCACCUGCGAAUGACAGUAUCCGCUCUUCAAAAGUUGACACAAGAUACCAUUUGGACCUUUGCAAAAAUGUCUUUGGAGAUGGAAUAUAUCCUGAUGUCGAUGCUACAAAUAUAUAUUAUGGCGGCACACGAAUUGCAGGUUCGAAGAUAGUCUUUACCAAUGGCUCCCAGGAUCCCUGGCGACAUGCAUCCAAACAGUUUUCCUCCCCAGAGAUGCCAUCUUAUAUCAUUUCUUGUCAUAAUUGUGGCCAUGGAACUGAUCUGCGAGGUUGCCCUCAGACUCCUUUAGUCCCUGAAGGCAAUGCCCAGAAUUGCAGCUCCCCUGAUGCAGUUCACAAAGUUAGGCAACAAAUCAUAGAUCAAAUAGACCUGUGGCUAUCUCAGUGCCAACCUACUGGUCGGCAUUCUAUAUGAUGAGGUUGUGGUGGAGAGGCGUAUAACUGCUGUGAGACGAUGUCUAAUUAACUUCAUUUACGUGUAUCACCUUUUCAACAGAUGUAUAUAUUGCUAAAUAUGGCCUUUAUAUCGUAUUAUAUUGUGUAUAAUGGUCAUACAAAUUCCAAACAGUGAAUAUUAUGUAUCAUCAUGCUUUCGCAUGUGCUUACUGUCUUAUUUUUGUAUAAUGGCAAAAUAUCAGACAAUUAUCUCUGUCAUCCUCUGG
Molecule: messenger RNA, 1963 nt
Organism: Ilex paraguariensis (yerba mate)
Lineage: Eukaryota; Viridiplantae; Streptophyta; Magnoliopsida; Aquifoliales; Aquifoliaceae
Source: the annotation of a GenBank genome assembly